ACUGAUUUUAAUGUCAUCUUUUAAACUCCGGAAAAGUCCGGGAAUAUGCAGCUGGUUGUUCAUAGGGGAAAACAUGCCUCAUUUGCCAUUGCUGUCACAUUCGCAUUUCUUGCAGCGAUUUUUAAUGUAGUCGGCUUUGUGUCCCCAUUCUGGAUUGUCUCGAAAUCAGGAUCAAACGUUGGUUUUCAAAGACUAGGCUUGUGGGAGGUUUGUUUCGACAAUUUCAUCUUUCCGGAAGACUAUGUAUCAAAGGCUUACCAGGGAUGUUGGUAUAUUUACUAUCCAGAAUAUAAAUAUAUCAGAUUUUGGCUGAAUCCACCUUGGUUCUAUUUUGUGCAAAUUUUGUCAAUUAUUAGUUUGAUUUGUAAUCUGGCCGGACUUUUGAUGAUAGUUCUUAUUAUAUGCGAAGUAUAUGGAACCAAAGAACGAAAACCACAUUUUAUUAUAAUGGGGCUGCAGUCUGUUGCUCUCGCUUGUUUUGUGGUGAUCACAAUAUACAUGGGGGUAAUGAGCAAAGAUCGUGAAUGGUUACCAAGACCUGACUUGAAUAUGCUGUCUUGGAGUUUCGCAUUUGCAGUGUUGGCGGGAUUCUUUACUACCUUCUGUCUUUUUGGAUUAGUAACACACUAUUUAUCGGUGGAAAGUAAGCAAUUAAUGCAAGAUCCUAUAUUACGACAAAAGUUAUUGGGAAGUGCAGGAUAUUAUCGAUCUCAAAAACUUGUUUCACACUACGAUAAAGUCGGUGCAGCUACUGAGUCCAAAUUAGAUGGUGCUGGUACAGUCCCUUCUCUCUUCACUACAGUGCCAUCGACCUUUGCUGGUCAACAGCCUGGAUCACAAAUCGGCCCCACUAGUACUCUAAUGGCUCCUGGAAUGUCAAGUAUUCUAAGCAGAAAUACAAUUGCUCCAGGAGCUGUAGGAGGGAAUGCAGCGGGAACAUCUGCAGCCACUGUUUCUGCCAAACUAAGGGAAUCAUUAGAAGCACAAAGGAUUGCUGUUUUGGAGGCAAAUUUACGUGCAGCUGAGAACGAGCCAGCUCAAAAAACAGAAAAUAUCUACGGUCCAACUUCAGCACAAUCUUUAUAUACCCCAAAUAUAAGAAAUGAAACAAGAUAUGAUGGAACGAUGUCCAGACAAGGAGGACCUCUUGGAUCUAUGACUCAUUUACAAUCAAACGUUAAUAUGGAUUCAGCAGUGUAGUUCAAAUUUCAAUCUAUUAUAAAUUUUCGAUCGAUUUUUAAUUUAUUUGUACAUUGGCAGCCUGAAAUUAAAUUUAUCGUUUAUAAGCCGUUUUCACUCUAAGAAA
Heterobilharzia americana is the source of this 1306-nucleotide messenger RNA. The record is from the annotation of a GenBank genome assembly. Lineage: Eukaryota; Metazoa; Platyhelminthes; Trematoda; Strigeidida; Schistosomatidae.